GGGGACAAAGGGCAGAGAAUUCGGCAGCAGCAGGAGGUGACGUCAGCAAGCUGCUUUUUUCUCGUUGUUGACUCGACAACAGAAAGGAAGAAAGCGAGACCGCAGAGUAAUGUUUCACGUAUUAUGUCGGUCAACUUUAUUAAGACUCGUUAGAACCACCAGUGUUGCGAUGCGAUCUCGGUUUAUCAGACUUUUGUGGUAAUGUAUUUGUCUCCUCGCCGGUGAAGUUAUAUGGAAAACCCAUUCAAGUCCCCUGGCGGAUUUCUGCUCAACAAAGGAUCGUUAUAGGACUAAUAUUAUAGUUUUCAACAUGAGUCCGUAUAUUUUAUUGCAGAGUAGCACUAAUAUGAGUGACAUUGUGAGGUCGGAGUAUCGUGGCUGUGUGGACGGAUCUAUGAUGGACGGAUUCAGUGUUUUUAUUCAGGGUUUGUUGGCAGUUCUCGCGUUCAGCACGUUAAUGAUAAAGAGGUUUCGUGAACCUGUUGGAAUAAGAAGACCUUGGAAAAUCUGGUUCUUUGAUACGUCCAAGCAGGCUAUCGGUGCUCUUUUCAUGCAUUUUGCCAACAUAUUCCUGUCCAUGCUGACCAGUGAAGAUCCCUGCUCUCUAUAUUUAUUAAACUUCCUGUUGGACGCCACAUUGGGGAUGCUGGUGAUCUGGGUGGGUGUGAAGGUCGUGUCCAAGCUAGUGGAGUACAGACAGUUAACACUGUUAAAGUUUGGAGAGUAUGGUGACCCUCCUCGUGUUAUGGCCUGGUUAGCCCAGUGCUCAGUGUAUUUACUCAUCAUCGCUGUAGAGAAAAGUGUGGUCACGCUGGUGCUGCUCAUCCCUGGGUGGACCAAUCUGGAGGAGGUGGUGUUGGACUACAUCCCAAACCCACAGCUGGAGUUAGCCAUCGUCAUGCUGAUCGUUCCAUUCAUUGUUAAUUCUAUAAUGUUCUGGGUGGUGGACAGUUUAACAAUGAGGAAGUAUAACAAGAUGACAUCCCUGGAGGGCUCACGUGACUGUCCAAGACAAGUGGAAGUGCCAAGUGUGUGCAGUGAUGAAGCUGAGGUGCUGUUAAAAGCAGAUGAAGAUGAUGCUACAGUGUGUUCUGAAGAGGAAGAGCACAUCCAGACAGAAGGAGCAAUACGAAAGUGUAUGGAUGUUUAAAACUGACAUUAUGCGAGAGCACUGUGGUGUGACAUGCUAUAAUCCAUCUGAAAAUGUAAAUAACGUUAUUUAAAUAUAUGUGUAAUUAUUAUGCAUGUAAUUUAAAGGACCUCAUAUUAAUUGAGGGGCUCUGUCACAUUGCAGAAACUG
Molecule: messenger RNA, 1300 nt
Organism: Triplophysa rosa
Lineage: Eukaryota; Metazoa; Chordata; Actinopteri; Cypriniformes; Nemacheilidae
Gene: tmem110l
Product: transmembrane protein 110, like
Exons: 8
Coding region: 311-1150 (279 amino acids)
Cellular component (GO): membrane
Source: RefSeq, a predicted model, not a curated record